Messenger RNA from Girardinichthys multiradiatus, 7379 nucleotides. RefSeq names its product nuclear factor 1 X-type-like. Lineage: Eukaryota; Metazoa; Chordata; Actinopteri; Cyprinodontiformes; Goodeidae. The coding region runs from base 1212 to 2795 and encodes 527 amino acids. The transcript has 13 exons. Gene Ontology annotation, cellular component: nucleus. Gene Ontology annotation, biological process: regulation of transcription by RNA polymerase II. The record is from RefSeq and is a predicted model, not a curated record. Gene Ontology annotation, molecular function: RNA polymerase II cis-regulatory region sequence-specific DNA binding; DNA-binding transcription factor activity, RNA polymerase II-specific.
GGGUCUGUGUUUUCUCAUGCCAUCCCAUGCCAAGGUGGUGUAACGCGAGCACAGAGAGAGAGUGUGAGGUGGGGGGUGGGAGUGGGGUGGUUGGUUGCGGUUGGAGAGCAAGCUGGUUUGUUGGGAUGGUUGUGACCAUGUUGGUGACGAAGGCGUUGGGGGGCUGUUAGCUUUAGAAGGCGGGUGCUGUCUGGAUCCAUGUAAAAUUAAUAUCCUCUGGACUUUGCCUUUGCACUAGAUUGGAACUUGUCUAUUUGGCUAAUGAUGUGCCUUCUGCUUGCACCGCACACAGUCCACCCCCCAAUCCUUUCUCCACUACCAGCCACCAACCAUCCACACCCCCACCUCUUUGCUUCUCCCCCUGCCAUCUCUCUCUUCCCUCCCUUUGAGCACUGGGAGCGUGCGUAUUGGCUGGGCUGCGAGAGACUCCGUGCCAAAUAGGUGGGCCCUCUGCAUGUUGGCACAGACUCAGUCAAUGGUUAGAGACGGAAAGUGGAGAGGAAGAGAGAACGGGAGAGCCAGAGUUGGAGAGAAAGAAGGGGGAAAAAAGAAGCUCCACUCGGGUUUGCCAGUGGUCGUGCACAGUCUUCCAACAUUUACUCGGUCCUCUUGUUUUUUUUUUUUUCUCCUUUUCUUCUUCUCCUCCGUUCGCACCCCCCUUGUCCAGCUCUUCUCUCUCUCUGUGACUCCUUUGCAGAUUAGAAUACAACCAAUAACACGUGCAGUUUUGCCAACCAUUUUUUUCUUUUUUCAUCGAAACAUUUUUUUUUCUGCACAUUUUUGCGAACAAAGAAGAAUGUUUUGAUUUUUGACAAAUGUAUUUUUUUUUUUCUGCUUCAUUUAUUUGAAUUUAUUUUCUCACUUCUGAGUCUAUUUUAUUUUAAUCGCUUACAUAGAAAGUUGCAAAACUUAUCUGGACUCUCCUACCGUUGUGCUUUUGAGCAGCAUCUUCUCCGCUCUGUGAUCUUGCUCCAGUACCUCUUGUGUUCCUGUGCUUGUAUUGCACUCUCCUCUUUCUCAGAUUUUCCCCCCCUGCUGCUUUUAUUGGACAGUUUCUCAGCUUCUGUUUUUUUUUAUUUUUUUUUCCUUUCGUCUUUUGUUUUGCAAUAUUCACAGCAAUACUCCAGCGCUCAACAAUCCAGUCACUGCACUGGUUCCGCAUUUUAGGUUUUCCCACAAUCGAUGGAGUGAAUUUAUGAUGAAAGAGCGAAAUGGAUGAAUUCCACCCCUUCAUCGAGGCCCUUCUGCCCCAUGUCCGCGCCUUCGCCUACACCUGGUUCAACCUGCAGGCCCGCAAGCGCAAGUACUUCAAGAAGCACGAGAAACGCAUGUCCAAGGAGGAAGAGCGUGCGGUGAAGGAUGAGCUACUCGGGGAGAAGCCAGAGAUUAAGCAGAAGUGGGCCUCGCGCCUGCUGGCCAAGCUCCGCAAGGACAUCCGGCCCGAGUUCCGCGAGGACUUUGUGCUCACCAUCACAGGCAAAAAGCCCCCCUGCUGCGUGCUGUCCAACCCUGACCAGAAGGGCAAGAUCCGUCGCAUUGACUGCCUGCGCCAGGCCGACAAGGUGUGGCGGCUGGACCUGGUGAUGGUCAUCCUGUUCAAGGGCAGCCCCCUAGAGAGCACGGACGGAGAGCGGCUUGUCAAGUCCCCACAGUGCACCAACCCUGGCCUGUGUGUCCAGCCACACCACAUCGGAGUGUCUGUCAAGGAGCUGGACCUCUACCUUGCCUACUUUGUCCACACGCCAGAAUCUGGACAAUCAGACAGCUCCAGCCAACAGGGAGACACAGACAUCAAACCACCACCCAAUGGACACCUGAGUUUCCAGGACUGCUUCGUCACCUCAGGAGUGUGGAAUGUGGCAGAGCUAGUCAGAGUGUCACAGACCCCUGUAGCCACGGCGUCGGGGCCUAACUUCUCACUGGCUGAGCUGGAUAGCAGUCCCAGCUACUACAACAUUAACCAGGUGGCUCUGGGACGGCGCUCACUCACCUCCCCUCCUUCCACCAGGUCUGAGGUGGAGUUGUACGCAAAUCUUCCACGGAGCUCCACCAAGAGGAAGUCCUUAGAUGACAGUGAGAUGGAGAGCCCCACAGAUGAUGUUUUUUAUCCUGGACGUUCACCUGCUGCCAGCUCUUCCCAGUCCAGUGCGUGGCCUAAUGACAUGGAUGCAGUGCAGCACCAUUUGGCGAGUGUGCAGGAGAGGAAGAUAAAACAUGAAAACGAUGGCGUGCAGUUUCCUUACCAUGGACUGUCCUCGCCUGGUUCACUUAAGAAGCCGGGGAAGUUUGAUUUCAACGCCCUGACUUCCCAGACGAGGUCCCCCCGCAUGGCGUUCACACACCACCCGCUGCCUGUGCUGGCAGGAGUGAGACCAGGGAGCCCUCGUGCCUCAGCUUCAGCCCUGCACUUCCCUUCCUCCUCUAUCAUCCAGCAGUCCAGCCCAUACUUCACCCAUCCUACCAUACGAUACCAUCACCAGGACCCACUUAAGGAUUUUGUGCAGUUUGUGUGCACGGAUGGCACAGGACAGCCCAGUGCACAGCCUAAUGGAGGUGGCCAGAGCAAAAUGCCGGGCUCCUUCCUGCUGCCCCCGCCACCCCCAGUGGCACGCCCUGUGCCCCUCCCCAUGCCCGACUCUAAAACCAUCAGCACGCCCACUGACGGUGGACUCAGCUCACCCGCAUCUCCGUCAUACUCCACGCCAGGCUCCACAGCUCCCAACCGGUUUGUCGGCAUCGGAACACGGGACAACUUUCUGAAUAUCCCCCAGCAGACUCAGUCCUGGUUCCUCUGACAAGGCCUCUCUAAAUCAACAGCUAAAUGUGUGUCAUGAAAAUUGGAAAUCUGAAAAAACAAAACAACAAAAAAAGCAAACCCCUUCUGAUAAAGAACAAACUGCUGACACUAAAAAGGUCUCACUGGCCAAACACUAUUGAAAGUACUACUACAGAAAACAUGGAAAAACCCCACAAAGCCCCAAGAGGACGCCCACUCCAACACGAUUCGAAUAGGACUGUUUGUCCCCUUUUCACGGAGGACGCUCCAAUGAGACUGUGUGGACAGACUCGGAAUACAGGGAAGAGGAAGAGGAGGAGCUGUCUCACAAACACUUUGAAACGCCAGAAAGGAAACGCGAUGUAAAAACCUGACAAAUGACCAAUUUAACAUUUGUUUAUCUUUCUUUUAUAUACAUAUAUUAUAUAUUUCUUUUACAUUUUGUUGUCUCCACAAUGAAACUCCAUGCAUUGGCUAGGAGAUCCAAAAAAAAAUGAACAAGUAACGGCAAAUGGUGGAGUGGGAUGUGCAAGUUGAAAAUAUUACUACCUGCAUUGCAUAUGUGCAUAUCCAUGAGUUUCCUGCACAUCUCUCCUUCAGCACCACAGUCCCACCUUACACCCACUGCCCUACAUUGUCCCAUCACAGCUGGGGCUCAAGAGUUAAGUUAACCACAGCCUCAUACCCUCUGCGUCAGCACACCCUGCUGCUCGACUCACUCAGACCUGAGCCCCCUUUCAUUUCCGAUUGGCCAAUCAUGGUGACACCAUCUGAUGGUGUGACAUAUAUGCACUAAGUGGCUGGUCUUUGUUUACCUGUCGAAGAAUCAGGGCAUCCUGCUCGUGGGAGAAGUGAAAUCCAUGAGGCGAGUGCAAGAAAGUGAACACACGACAGACAGUCAUAACACUAACUCUACAUGUGCUCUUUCGUCCCCUCACCUAUGCACUAUUAGUUUUUAAUAAGGGAUGAAUAAUGUUGCACAUCAGUGGUCAGAUGAGUGAGUGGAGAAGUGAGAAGAGGUUGGCUGUCACUGUAGAGAUGAAGCUGUGUUUAAUGUCUCGGCCCUAAAGAUGACAAGCAUUCCCGACCACAAGCACACACACAACCACCUUAUUAUCCAUCAACAGCAGUGCACAUACAGCAUCAGCUUCAGUUUAUUAGCUUUAAUUUUGUUUUUCUUGCAAUUUCUUUCAGAUUUGGUUUUGGGUUUCCACCUGGAUUGUUUUGCACCUUCUCUUGCAUGUCAUAGGACCAUUCGUUUCUGUAGUUUGCAGUUAUUCAUUCAGUAGCACAUUCAGACUUUAGCAGCAGUUUCUCAAACUUCUCACAAACGGACAGCACCGUGACCUCAGCUCAUCACAUGCAUCCCUUGCAUUGCUUCACGCUGUAUCCCAGUCACAUGAACAUCCAUCAGACACACACAGAAAAUGCACACUAAAACCACCGGCAACCUGAAGAAAAAGGGAAGCCUUUUAAAUUUGGUUCUCCAAAUCGCCUUUGUUAAUGGUUUUUCAUUCAUUUAAGAGUUGUCUUUUUAAUUUGAACUGUUUUUAUGUAAAUGUUCACACUAGAAUCGCUGUUAUCAUGACACAAUCCAACAAAAAAAAAAAGCUGACCUCACAAAAUAACUGGACUGCCGGGCUCUUAGUUCUGUUUUGCAGGGAUAGUAAACUGGGCUGAGAGGUCUCUCUGAGCCUCUGUACAAACAUAAGCUCUGUGUACAGCAAGCUUACGACUAUAUAUGGAAGUGCCUCUGUAUUCCCUUCAUGCAAUUAGUAGUUACUUCAGGUUCUCUUCCCGUGUAUAAGCUAAAGCUACAGGGAAUGUUGUUGGUGCAUGUGGAAAUCAUUGGCCCAGGAUGGAUGUUCAUAGAGGACUGCAACCAUUUUUUUUUAUUUCUUAUAAAGACAGAGAGAUAAUAUACAUAUAUAUUUAUGAUGUAAGUUCCUUUUCCACUUUUACUCCUCAAGCUUGUUGGCAGUCUAGUUAUUUUCUGAACUCUCAACGGCCCCACACACACAGUCUGUUCCAGUAAUAUUGCCUUACUGUUACGAAUCAAAACGACACACACAUCGCCAUCUGCAUUAUAAUACCUAGAUGACCAUGUUGGGAAAAAAAAAAAAAAUCGACCGUAGGUUUGAAGAAAAGUGUUUGUUUUUGAUGGAAAGUAUUAUUAUUGAAAAAUAUGUGUCGAUUGAGCCACGUGCAAUGCAUUGGGUAGAUCAUUGUGUUUGUCUGUUAGAGAUUUUUAAGAAAGCUACGAGAAAAGAGAAAAAAAAUUGUAUUUGUUUGAAGUCCCUAAGCUCCGGGACUCUAAACUAGAGGGCCAUGAAAAAUCCUAGUCUUUGUAAGUUGGGGGUAUUUGUUUUUCUUUCUUUUGUCUCUCUUUUUUUAAUGUUUAAUGUGUAAUCAUUUGUUUAUAAAAAUGUGGGAGGGCUGAAGGAAAACAAAAUAAUCUACACUUCAAAACAGAAUCUAUCAAAUGAAAACUGGUGCUUUUAACACUAUAAAUUCAGAUUCCUUUUGAGAACUAUUAUAAAUGAACAAAAAUAACAGACCGUUUCAGAAACAGCAUUAUUCCGCUCUCUUUGUAUUCUUCUCUUUGUAUCUAGUAUGGGGAGAGGUUCCUGUUCCUUAAGGUUGUGACACAAAAGGCAUUUUGGUUCAACCUUUCGAAAGAAACAAAUCCUAAUCAGAAAACGUAGCCAUGCACUGCCUGAAAGUCACCAGCAAAAGUGAAUCAACCCCCCUCCGGUUUUGUUCUUUUUUUCCCCCUCAAAUAUUGGCAUAAACACAACUAAAACUGAUUCUCUUCCUCCUGAUAUUGGGGUUCUGGCGCUGACGUGGUUACCGAACUUCUGUACAGAUAACAGAAAGAGAAAAGGGGCAAAAUAGCAUCUAAUCAGGCAGAAAUAUGAGGUUUGAGCCAUUUAUAAAGCAGUCAGCAAGGUGAGCCUCUCCCCCUUCCCUUUCCACUCCCUCCUUUGUAAAUGAUGACUCUUAUAGUGCUUGUGCUGUAGUGUAUAGUUUCCCAGCUGUAAAGGUUGUCCCUUGAAAGUGCCUUUUGUUCACAGACUCCAUUUUGUAAUUCAAAAUGCCCCUUUUUUGGGUUUUUUUUUUGGGGUGGGGGGUGGAGGGGUGGCUUUAGGUUGUAGGUUCCCCCUGAGUGUCACCAGGUUGCUGCCCAAUCAGCGCUCAGGGAAAACUUCUCCCUCUGGCUGUAAAUGACCCCCCACCCCACUCCUCCAACGUUCCUCCCCUCUAUCCUUACUUCAUUUUCAAAGCUGUGUAUCUAUAUGUUUAUAAUAUAUAUAUAGAUAUGCGCCUUUGUAAAGUACAAAAGAAAAACUGGUGUGAAUUAGUUCUUUACUUUUUAUUGAUAACAAAAAAAUUUAAAUAAGCAAAAAAAAAAAAAAUUGUUCUUGUUCAACUCUUGCUUUUGAUUUUUUUUCCUCUGUCUCCACUGUCUGUUUUCUCUUAGACACUGGAGUAGUCUGUAACUGUGUCCGUCUCUCUCGCGCGCGCUCUCCCGCCCUCUCCGCUGUGGUGAGGGAAAAAUAGAAGAAAAAAAAAAAGAAAAAAAUAUUUGCAGAGGAACUUUUUUGUCUGAGCAGAAUGCAGUUAGCUCACAUGUUAUUCUUGUCUGUAUGCUUCACAUUGUAUUACCAUACCCAUCUUCUUCAGCUUCUCCAUUCAGCAGCUAAUGUAAGUGAACAAAUUACGCUGACGGGCUUUUGGGGGUGUCCUUGGGUGGGCUCAGCAGGGACGCCAGGGUUUAAUGGGUGUGUGUGUGGGAGAGAGGUUUACAGAGACGACUGAUGGGGUCCAGAGGGCUGAACGAAUUGCUUUGGGAGGUUGAUAAGGGGCUGCUCAGGCUAGGAUAAGAAUUUGAUCUAUUGUUUUACCUAUUUAUAUUUUGGCUUUGUUUUUUCCCCCUCUUUUGUUCCCUUUUAAUUAGGAUUUGUUUUUCAUAUUUGCUAUCAGGGUAUGCUGUCAAUUAGGCUCCCUAUGAGGAGGCUUCGGACUGUAAAAUUAAAGCUACAAGCACCUUAUAACCGGAAAUGUCCCACAUGAGGCUGAAAGGGGUGGGUUUUUUUCUGCAUUGAAACCUCAUAUCAAUUCUAACCAAACUUUUCAAAGUAAAGUAUUGUUUACGGCGGGUUUUAAACUCUGCAAACCUCAGCAAUAUUAGCCACCUACCACACAAUAACCAGAUCACUAAAAUGCCACCAAAAACCUGACCUCUCAGCUUUUAGAGGAUUCAGGAAAGUCCCUCCACAUUUCCCCUCUGAGCACCUCAUGCCGGACUGCUCCGUGUCUUUGUUUUGUUGUUUAUUUUGGUCUUCUGAUCUUCUUAAAUGUGUGUGGUUACUGGCGAAACAGGCAGUCCUCCCCAGCCCUCAGUGCCCCCCUGACCCCUUGAUUCCCAGCUCUUCUACACCCCUGUCAGUAUCCUCAGUGCAGCCCCACUUUUCUUUGUAAGAACACCCCCAGAGCUCUAGGUGAAAUGCAUGUGUUAAUUACAGUUUCUUUUCCAUAAGAUGAAAAACACAGUUUGAGAAGAGCAGCACCUGAUUGAAUAAAAAGGAUGUUCUUGACUGUA